UGCACCUUGUUUUCCUAAGGGAAGAUGAUCCUCCUUACCCUGGUUAUCUGAGGUUCUCUCAAUGACAAGCUGAAGCAGGAACAACUGAAAGCGAUUUCUGGAACCCUGGAUAUACAACUUAAAUUUGUAGGAACCUUUCCAGAAUGAAAACCUCAUAUAGUUACCUUGAUAAUUGCAAAAGGAUGAGAGGAAAGUUAUGAUGGCAAAAAACAAAGAGCCACGUCCCCCAUCUUAUGCUGUUAGUGUUGUUGGACUGUCUGGAACUGAAAAGGAUAAAGGUAACUGUGGAGUUGGAAAGUCCUGUUUGUGCAAUAGAUUUGUUCGUUCAAAAGCAGAUGAAUAUUAUCCGGAGCAUACCUCUGUGCUUAGCACAAUUGACUUUGGAGGAAGAGUUGUUAACAAUGAUCACUUUUUGUACUGGGGUGACGUAACACAAAGUGGUGAGGAUGGAAUUGAGUGCAGAAUUCACGUAAUUGAACAGACUGAAUUCAUUGAUGAUCAGACUUUCUUGCCUCAUCGGAGUACAAAUUUACAACCAUAUAUAAAACGUGCAGCUGCCUCCAAACUGCAGUCAGCAGAAAAACUAAUGUACAUUUGCACAGAUCAGCUAGGCUUGGAGCAAGACUUUGAGCAAAAACAAAUGCCUGAAGGGAAAUUAAGCAUAGAUGGGUUUUUAUUGUGCAUUGACGUAAGCCAAGGAUGCAAUAGGAAGUUUGAUGAUCAACUUAAAUUUGUGAAUAAUCUCUAUAUCCAGCUCUCAAAAUCUAAAAAACCCAUAAUAAUAGCAGCCACGAAAUGUGAUGAAUGUGUGGAUCAUUAUCUGCGAGAGGUUCAGGCCUUUGCUUCAAAUAAGAAGAACCUUGUGGUAGUGGAAACAUCGGCAAGAUUCAAUGUCAAUGUUGAAACAUGUUUUACUGCACUGGUACAAAUGAUGGAUAAAACUCGUGGUAAACCUAAAAUAAUCCCCUAUCUGGAUGCCUAUAAAACUCAAAGACAACUAGUUGUUACAGCAACAGAUAAGUUUGAAAAACUUGUCCAAACUGUGAGAGACUAUCAUGCAACUUGGAAAACUGUUAGUAAUAAACUGAAAAACCACCCUGAUUAUGAAGAGUACAUAAAUUUGGAAGGAACAAAAAAGGCCAAAAAUACAUUUUCAAAACACAUAGAGCAGCUUAAACAGGAACACAUUAGAAAAAGAAAAGAAGAAUACAUUAAUGCAUUGCCAAGAGCUCUUAAUACUCUUCUGUCAAAUCUUGAUGAGAUUGAACACUUGAGCUGGUCAGAAGCCUUGAAGUUAAUGGAGAAAAGGCCUGACUUCCAGUCCUGUUUUGUAGUGCUUGAAAAAACACCCUGGGAUGAAACUGACCAUAUAGAUAAAGUGAAUGACAGAAGGAUUCCAUUUGACCUUCUCACUACACUAGAGGCAGAAAAAGUUUAUCAAAACCAUGUGCAGCAUCUUAUAUCUGAAAAAAGGAGGGUUGAAAUGAAGGAGAAAUUCAAAAAAACUCUUGAGAAAAUCCAGUUCAUUUCACCCGGACAGCCAUGGGAAGAAGUUAUAUGUGUUGUGGAGGACGAAGCAUUCAAAUACAUCACUGAUGCAGAUAGUAAGGAAGUGUAUGGUAGGCACCAGAGGGAGAUUGUUGAAAAAGCCAAAGAGGAGUUUCAGGAAAUGCUUUUUGAACAUUCAGAGCUGUUUUAUGACCUGGAUCUUAAUGCAACACCAAGUUCCGAUAAAAUGAGUGAAAUUCAUGCAGUUCUGAGUGAAGAACCUAGGUACAAAGCUUUACAGAAACUUGCACCUGAUAGAGAAUCUCUUCUGCUUAAACACAUAGGAUUUGUUUAUCACCCAACUAAAGAAACUUGUCUCAGUGGCCAAAACUGCACGGACAUUAAAGUAGAGCAGUUACUUGCCAACAGUCUUCUGCAACUAGACCAUGGCCGCUCAAAUUUAUACCAUGAUAGUGCCAACAUUGAUAAAGUCAAUCUUUUCAUUUUGGGCAAAGAUGGCCUUGCACAAGAAUUGGCAAAUGAAAUUCGGACACAAUCCACGGAUGAUGAAUAUGCGUUAGAUGGAAAAAUAUAUGAACUAGAUCUUAGGCCAGUUGAUGCAAAAUCCCAAUACCUGUUGACUCAAUUGUGGACGUCAGCCUUCAAACCACACGGUUGUUUCUGUGUGUUUAACUCUAUUGAAUCACUGAAUUUUAUUGGGGAAUGCAUUGCAAAAAUAAGGGCGGAAGCAUCUCAGAUAAGAAGAGACAAAUAUAUGGCUAAUCUUCCAUUUACGUUAAUACUGGCUAACCAGAGGGACAGUGUUAGCAAGAAUCUGCCUAUUCUGAGACAUCAGGGACAGCAAUUGGCCAACAAAUUACAAUGUCCUUUUGUAGAUGUGCCUGCUGGUACAUAUCCACGCAAAUUUCAUGAGACCCAAAUAAAACAAGCUCUGAGGGGAGUACUGGAAGCUGUUAAACACAAUUUUGAUGUUGUAAGUCCAGUUCCCACCAUUAAAGAUCUGUCAGAAGCUGACUUAAGAAUUGUCAUGUGUGCCAUGUGUGGUGAUCCGUUUAGUGUGGAUCUUAUUCUUUCACCCUUCCUUAACUCUCACUCCUGUAGUGCUGCUCAGGCUGGCCAGAAUAAUUCUUUGAUGCUUGAUAAAAUAAUAGGUGAAAAGAGGCGUCGAAUACAGAUAACUAUAUUAUCAUAUCAUUCUUCAAUUGGUGUAAGGAAAGAUGAACUUGUUCACGGAUAUAUACUGGUCUAUUCUGCGAAGCGGAAGGCAUCCAUGGGAAUGCUUCGGGCAUUUCUUUCUGAAGUUCAGGAUACAAUUCCUGUCCAGUUAGUGGCUGUUACUGAUAGCCAGGCAGACUUCUUUGAGAAUGAAGCCAUCAAGGAACUCAUGACUGAAGGAGAACACAUAGCAACAGAGAUUACUGCUAAGUUUACAGCUUUAUAUUCCUUAUCUCAAUAUCAUCGUCAAACUGAAGUUUUCACAUUGUUCUUUAGUGAUGUUUUAGAGAAGAAAAACAUGAUUGAAAGUUCUUACAUGUCAGACAGCACAAGGGAGACAACGCAUACAAGUGAAGAUGUUUUUCCAAGAUCUCCCAGAGGAAGUUCCCUUGACUAUAAUUAUCCAGAUUCAGAGGAUGAUACUGAAGGUCCACCACCUUACAGUCCAAUUGGUGAUGACGUAAGGUUACUCCCAGCACCUAGUGACCGUUCAAAGUACCGAUUGGAUUUGGAAGGAAAUGAGUAUCCUAUUCACAGUACACCACUCAACUGUCAUGACCAUGAACGCAACCAUAAAGUGCCUCCUCCAAUAAAACCGAAACCACUUGUUCCAAGAACAAAUGUGAAAAAACUGGAUCCUAACCUCCUGAAAACAAUUGAGGCAGGUAUUGGCAAAAACCCCAGGAAACAACCUUCUCGAGUGCCUGUGGCACCACCAGAAGAUAUAGACCAAUCUGACAACUAUGCUGAACCUAUUGACACUAUUUUCAAACAUAAAGGCUUUGCAGAUGAUAUCUAUGCGGUUCCAGAUGAUAGUCAGAAUCGUAUUAUUAAAGUUCGAAACUCAAUUGUUGUAAAUACCCAAGGUGAGGAAGAAAAUGGGUUUUCUGACAGAAUAUCCAAAAGUCACGGGGAAAGAAGGCCUUCAAAAUACAAAUAUAAGUCUAAGACUCUGUUCAGCAAAGCUAAGUCUUACUACAGGAGAACACAUUCGGAUGCAAGUGAUGAUGAGGCUUUCACCACCUCUAAAACUAAAAGAAAAGGAAGACAUCGUGGAAGUGAAGAAGACCCACUUCUUUCACCUGUCGAAACGUGGAAGGGUGGCAUAGAUAACCCUGCUAUUACAUCGGAUCAAGAAUUGGAUGAUAAAAAAAUGAAAAAGAAACCCCACAAAGUCAAAGAAGAUAAGAAGCCGAAAAAGAAAACUAAGACAUUCAAUCCUCCAAUCCGUAGAAACUGGGAAAGUAAUUACUUCGGGAUGCCCCUACAGGAUCUGAUUACACCUGAGAAACCAAUACCUCUGUUUGUUGAAAAAUGUGUGCAAUUCAUUGAAGAUACAGGAUUAUGUACUGAAGGCCUGUACCGUGUUAGUGGGAAUAAAACAGAUCAAGAUAACAUUCAGAAGCAGUUUGAUCAAGAUCAUAAUAUCAGUCUAGAUUCUAUGGGAGUAACAGUAAAUGCAGUGGCUGGGGCCCUUAAAGCUUUUUUUGCAGAUCUGCCAGAUCCAUUAAUUCCUUAUUCUUUGCAUCAAGAGUUGUUAGAAACAUCAAAAAUCAUGGAUAAGACAGAACGGCUGCACGAGUUAAAAGAAAUUGUGAAGAAAUUCCAUCCAGUGAACUAUGAUGUCUUCAAAUAUGUAAUAACGCAUCUAAACAGGGUUAGUCAGCAAUAUAAAACCAACUUUAUGACUGCUGAUAACUUAUCAAUUUGUUUCUGGCCUACUUUGAUGAGACCUGAUUUUGAAAACAGAGAGUUUCUUUCUACCACCAAAAUCCACCAGUCGGUUAUAGAGACCUUCAUUCAACAGUGUCAAUUUUUCUUUUACAACGGAGAGAUUGUAGAAGCACCUAACCCAGUGGCAUGUCAGCCACCGCCUUCCAAUGCAGUGCAGAUGGUGGAACCAAUGGUACCUCUUCAGUUACCACCACCACUGCAGCCUCAGCUGAUUCAGUCACAAUUACCAGCAGACCCUCUUGGUAUUAUAUAAAUAGAAGAUGAUUGCAGGCAGCCUGGCACUGGACAGUAAAGUCAAGCUAUAGACAUGCAUGUUUCAGGAUACAGUAAUGUACUUCAUAUUUAUGAAAAAUAAUUCCCAUCCAGCUGAUUGGACAUCUUUUUGUUAUAUCCCGUACUGUGUUCCUCAUUUGUACACAAUGCAGAUAAAAACUAUGUGAUAAGCAUGACUGGAGAGGUGUAAUUUUUAAAAGCAAAAAUAGCUAUAAAGUACAAAGCUGCUGCUGCAUGAUACCCUAUUGCAAUCACUAUAUCAUUCCUGUGACGGUUUGUCACAAUAUAUUGUGAAUAAAAUUUUUCUAUAGAAAUCUAAUGAUUUAAAAAAUUACAUUUAUGAAACAUUCAAUGCUUACAGCCUGCUUUAUGGCUGUUUUUGUUAUUUAACAUGCUAUUUUUGGCAAUUUUAUUCACAUUCAAGCAUUCUGUGUAAACAACUAAAGCCCAGCUAUAGUUUAUUUUGUAAUCUCCUGGCUACUUAUGUGACGGUAUGCUUAGGAUGGUUUAUGGAAGAAUGCAAAAUGCACUGUUGAGAAUUUUACAAUCCCUCACCAUCCAUCUUUACUUGUAAGUAAACCUGUGGACAGUUUGUUAAGGGUGGGUGAACUUGCUUAUUAUUUCUUACAGCACAAUACCAAGGACAUGCUUGUUGUAAAAGUGAGUUUCAAAUAUUGUACAAAAAUUUUGAUGUUGCCUACUUAUUUCUUUAUGUUCCAUUACUGAACUAAACAUUUUGUAAAACUGUUAAUUCUGUAAACAGCUGCAUGUUUAAAAGAUCAUUGAUGGUCUUGUAAACUUAAUCUAAUAUAUUUUAGAUAUUUUAAUUUUUCCCACUUGGGAAUACAUGUAGUGUUUAGAAAAUAGUUCAUGACAUUUUCAUAUAAGGUUAUAUAACUUUUCAUACAUAAACAUGAAUUUUGUUGUAGUAAAAUUCUCUAAACCAAACAAUGUUUUAAUCUAGGACUUCAAUUAAUCUAUUCUUUAAAUCUAUUUUUAUGUGACCCUUUAAAGAUAUACAAAAAUGCAUUGCUAAUACAUAGCAAUAAAUACUUUGGGUACUGACAAUUAACCUCUUUGGAGUGUGUAUAUAUAAAAUCACAUAAACUUGUAUUCAUAUUUUUUCCUGUGGUAUGUUGUACUAAAAAUUCAAAUGACUGAUUUUUUUUGCACCAUAUUUUUAAAUUAUCUCUUUUCAUUUAUUUUCCUUUUACAUUGGUACCAAUUUUGCUGUAAAAGAAUGCUGCUUAAUUUAAACAAAUCUUUUGGUUAAAUAUUUUGUUAGUGGUAAAAAAAUUUAGAAGGUUACAAAUUGUAGCAAAGGGGAGACCAUAGAUAAACACUACCUGUGAGACUUUUCAUAGCAGCUUUUUUUCUUUCAUGCUCCAAAUAUACCUUUUUAGGUCUGCAAAGAAGAAAACAGUUUUGGCUCACUCAGCUGCUAGAAUGUUUUGUAUAGUUUAAAAAAAAAAAGCUUUAUGAUGGUCACUGUUGUAAUCUUCACUUAUAACAAGAUUUAAGAUCGUCUUGUAUGUAUUAUAGUAAAUAGAUGAUUUUGAGAAUUAAGGCUUCUAAGAGUUUGAUUUGCUCCAUUUUCCCAAAAUAAAAAUUGCCUUUCCCACUUAUGUCCUAGGUAUUGUACUUCUAAUUAUGACUUGGAUUAUCGUUCUAGAUUACUAUGAUACCAUAAGCUCGGCUGCUGUUUGAAGUACAUGUAUAUUAUAAAUUAUCUUGAUAUUAUGUUAUAUUCUUGCAAGUAAUUAUCUUUUCUAAGAAAACAAACAAAAAAGAAAAGUCAACCCUAUUCCUAUUGCAAAGCACACAGGAAUUAAUAGUACAAUAAAGUCUGUCCUGUAAAUUGUAGUAUUCUUAACUUGUUCUACUUGUCUAUAUAGCUUUUAUUUAUAGUUGUCAGUCUAAUCUUGGCAUGUUUAGCAAAGAAAAUGAAACUUCAAGAGUUUUAUAUACUAUUUCUAGGUUGCUAAAGAAUUUAUUUUUCUACUGUAUAUGGUAUAGACAAAGCAUCACCUGUACAGGAAACAAGUCUAUUUCUAAUAGAAGUAAGCUUAAAAAUAAAUGCCAGUCAUAUCCAUAUUUAAAAGUUCUAUCUAUAAAGUAUCUCCUGUCUUUGUAAUGUGAAUUACAUUUUAAACUUUCUACAAAUU
Molecule: messenger RNA, 6896 nt
Organism: Gavia stellata (red-throated loon)
Lineage: Eukaryota; Metazoa; Chordata; Aves; Gaviiformes; Gaviidae
Gene: ARHGAP5
Product: Rho GTPase activating protein 5
Exons: 7
Coding region: 197-4711 (1504 amino acids)
Biological process (GO): signal transduction
Molecular function (GO): GTPase activity; GTP binding
Source: RefSeq, a predicted model, not a curated record